AUGAGGAUUCCUUGCGACCAGUUACUAUUGAUAUUUUCUGGCUUUUGGGGACUGACAAUGGGCGCUUUUCCAAGCAGCGUUCAGAUCGGUGGUCUGUUCAUCAGAAACACUGAUCAAGAGUACACUGCCUUUCGAUUGGCUAUCUUCCUGCACAACACUAGCCCCAAUGCCUCAGAAGCCCCCUUCAACCUGGUGCCUCAUGUGGACAAUAUUGAGACGGCCAACAGCUUUGCUGUCACCAAUGCCUUUUGUUCACAGUACUCGCGCGGCGUCUUCGCCAUCUUUGGCCUGUACGACAAGCGAUCGGUGCACACGCUGACGUCCUUCUGUGGCGCCCUACACAUCUCCCUCAUUACACCCAGCUUUCCCACCGAGGGUGCCAGCCAGUUCACCCUGCAGCUGAGGCCUUCGAUCCGCGGGGCGCUGCUCUCCCUUCUCGACCACUACGACUGGAACAAGUUCGUGUUCCUGUACGACACAGACCGGGGAUACGCCAUCCUGCAGGCGAUCAUGGAAAAGGCAGGCCAAAACAACUGGCAGGUGAGUGCCAUCUGUGUGGAGAACUUCAACGACGCCAGUUACCGACGGCUGCUGGAGGAUCUGGAUCGGCGGCUAGAAAAGAAGUUUGUCAUCGACUUAGAGGCCGAAAGACUGCAGAACAUGCUGGAACAGAUUGUCAGCGUUGGCAAGCACGUCAAGGGAUACCAUUACAUCAUGGCCAACUUGGGUUUUAAGGACAUUAACCUGGAGCGCUUCAUGCACGGUGGGGCUAAUGUGACCGGCUUCCAGCUGGUUGACUUCAGCAACCCAAUGGUGAUCAAGCUGAUGCAGCGUUGGAAUAAGCUGGACCAGAGGGAAUAUCCGGGCUCUGAUGCCCCACCCAAGUAUACCUCUGCAUUGACCUACGAUGGGGUGAUGGUGAUGGCCGAGGCCUUCAGAAAUCUGCGGAGGCAGAAGGUGGAUAUCUCGAGACGGGGCAACGCCGGUGACUGUCUGGCCAACCCUGCUGCCCCGUGGAACCAGGGCAUUGAUAUGGAGCGCACCCUCAAACAGGUCCGGCUGCAGGGAUUAACAGGUAAUGUCCAGUUUGACCAUUACGGCCGCAGGGUCAACUAUACAAUGGACGUGUUUGAACUGAAGAAUAAUGGACCCAGAAGGAUUGGCUACUGGAAUGAUGCGGACAAGCUGGUGUUGAUCCAGGACUCCCCUCUGCUCCCCAACGACACCUCUGGGAUGGAGAACAGGACUGUUGUAGUCACAACCAUCAUGGAGGGUCCCUAUGUGAUGCUUAAGAAGAACUGGGAGCUGUAUGAAGGGAACGACCAGUAUGAGGGCUACUGUGUGGAUCUGGCCUCGGAGAUCGCCAAACACAUCGGCAUCAAGUACAAGAUCUCCAUCGUCCCAGAUGGAAAGUACGGUGCCAGGGACCCAGAGACUAAGAUCUGGAAUGGCAUGGUUGGGGAGCUGGUGUACGGGAAAGCGGAAAUCGCUGUGGCCCCAUUAACUAUCACGCUGGUCCGGGAGGAGGUAAUUGACUUUUCCAAGCCUUUCAUGUCACUGGGCAUUUCCAUCAUGAUUAAGAAGCCCCAGAAAUCCAAACCUGGCGUGUUCUCCUUCUUGGACCCGCUGGCCUACGAGAUCUGGAUGUGCAUUGUGUUUGCCUAUAUCGGCGUGAGCGUGGUGCUCUUCCUGGUCAGCCGCUUCAGCCCGUACGAGUGGCACACCGAGGAGCCCGAGGAGGGCACCGACGGUCCGCCAAGCGACCAGCCCCCCAAUGAAUUUGGUAUCUUCAACUCUCUCUGGUUCUCCCUGGGAGCCUUCAUGCAACAGGGCUGUGAUAUCUCACCACGGUCAUUAUCGGGUCGUAUUGUUGGUGGAGUGUGGUGGUUUUUCACCCUCAUCAUCAUCUCGUCCUACACAGCCAACUUGGCUGCCUUCCUGACUGUGGAGAGGAUGGUUUCCCCCAUAGAGAGUGCAGAGGACCUGGCUAAACAGACAGACAUCGCCUAUGGCACCCUGGAUUCUGGCUCUACCAAAGAGUUCUUCAGGAGGUCAAAGAUCGCCGUCUACGAAAAGAUGUGGGGCUACAUGAAGUCCGCCGAGCCCACGGUUUUCACCAAGACCACCGCUGAGGGCGUGGCACGUGUCCGCAAGUCCAAAGGGAAAUACGCCUUCCUUCUGGAGUCCACCAUGAACGAGUACACAGAGCAGCGCAAGCCGUGCGACACAAUGAAAGUGGGAGGCAACCUGGACUCUAAAGGCUAUGGAGUGGCCACUCCCAAGGGUUCACAGUUAAGAAGUGCAGUUAACCUGGCAGUGUUAAAACUCAAUGAGCAAGGCCUGUUGGACAAAUUGAAAAACAAGUGGUGGUACGACAAAGGAGAAUGUGGCAGCGGAGGCGGUGGUGAGAAGGACAAGUCUUCUCAGGCACUAAGCCUGAGCAACGUGGCAGGGGUCUUCUAUAUCCUGGUGGGGGGCCUGGGUCUGGCCAUGCUGGUGGCCCUCAUCGAAUUCUGCUACAAGUCCCGUAACGAAGCCAAGAGAAUGAAGGUGGAGCCCCAGUCCCAACACCAACACCUCCAUUACCACGACCACCCUCAUCGUCACGCUCAUCUAACCAGUCCCUGCCCUAGCCCGGCCUCUAGCCAAAGCCAGAGUCCAAGACCAAGCCCCAGCAAAAGCAUCCACAAUUUAGCCGAGUUUAGUGAGGUUUUCAACGGUUAUGGCAGCGAUGGGGAUGUUUAUAAGAUGUAG
Lampris incognitus (smalleye Pacific opah) is the source of this 2754-nucleotide messenger RNA. RefSeq names its product glutamate receptor, ionotropic, AMPA 4b (gene gria4b). The record is from RefSeq and is a predicted model, not a curated record. Gene Ontology annotation, biological process: monoatomic ion transport; modulation of chemical synaptic transmission; synaptic transmission, glutamatergic. The transcript is spliced from 15 exons. Lineage: Eukaryota; Metazoa; Chordata; Actinopteri; Lampriformes; Lampridae. Gene Ontology annotation, cellular component: dendritic spine; plasma membrane; AMPA glutamate receptor complex. The coding region runs from base 1 to 2754 and encodes 917 amino acids. Gene Ontology annotation, molecular function: AMPA glutamate receptor activity; transmitter-gated monoatomic ion channel activity involved in regulation of postsynaptic membrane potential.